GAGCUGUGUUCCAGCCCCCAGUUCAUAGCCGGUGGAGCCACUCGCACGGACAUCUGCCAAGGGGCCUUAGGGGACUGUUGGCUCUUGGCUGCUAUUGCCUCUCUCACCUUGAAUGAAGAAAUUCUGGCCCGUGUCGUUCCCAAAGACCAGAGCUUCCAGGAUAAAUAUGCAGGAAUUUUCCACUUCCAGUUCUGGCAGUACGGGGAGUGGGUGGACGUUGUGGUGGACGACAGGCUGCCCACCAAGAACGGGGAGCUGCUCUUCGUGCACUCAGCGGAGGGCAGUGAGUUCUGGAGUGCGCUGCUGGAGAAGGCCUAUGCCAAGCUGAAUGGAUCGUAUGAGUCUCUCUCUGGUGGCACCACCACCGAAGGCUUUGAGGACUUCACCGGUGGAAUUGCGGAAUGGUAUGAGCUGCAGAAGGCACCACCCAACCUCUUCAGAAUCAUUCAGAAGGCACUUCAGAAAGGUUCUCUCCUUGGCUGCUCCAUUGACAUCACCAGUGCAGCGGAGACGGAGGCGGUCACUUCCCAGAAGCUGGUGAAGGGACACGCGUACUCAGUCACCGGAGCAGAGGAGGUGAACUUCCGAGGAACUGUGCAGAAGCUGAUCAGAAUCCGAAAUCCCUGGGGGGAAGUGGAGUGGACUGGGAAAUGGAACGACAACUGCCCAAACUGGAGCAGCGUUGACCCUGAGGUGCGGGAGCGGCUCACCAGGAGGCACGAAGAUGGGGAAUUUUGGAUGGCGUUCAACGACUUCUUGAGACAUUACUCCCGCCUGGAGAUCUGCAACCUGACUCCAGACACCUUGGCAAGUGACAAGUACAAGAAGUGGAGCCUGCUGAAGCUGGAUGGGAACUGGAGGCGAGGAGCCACCGCAGGGGGCUGCAGGAAUUACCCGAACACUUUCUGGACGAAUCCACAGUAUUUAAUCAAGCUGGAGGAAGAAGAUGAGGAUCCCGAUGAUCCCGAGAGGGGCUGCACUUUCCUCAUUGGCUUGAUUCAGAAGCACCGGCGGAAGCAGAGGAAGAUGGGAGAGGACAUGCACACCAUCGGCUUUGCGAUUUAUGAGGUGCCCCCAGAGUUUUCUGGCCAGACAAAUAUUCAUCUGAGCAAGAACUUCUUCCUCACCAACAAAGCAAGAGAAAAAUCAAACACCUUUAUCAACCUCCGAGAAGUGGUUUUGAACCGGUUCAAGCUCCCUGCUGGAGAAUACAUCAUUGUGCCCUCGACCUUCGAACCCAACAAGAACGGGGAUUUCUGUCUGCGAGUCUUCUCUGAAAAAAACGCAGACUCCACGGUUAUAGAUGAUGAAAUUGAGGCCAAUUUUGAAGAGACCGAGAUCAGUGAAGAUGACAUUGAACCAAGCUUUAAAAAGCUUUUUGGACAGCUAGCAGGAAGUGAUGCAGAGAUCUCUGCCUUCGAACUGCGCAACAUCUUGAAUAAAGUCAUGGCUAAAC
This is a messenger RNA of Tauraco erythrolophus (red-crested turaco), 1456 nucleotides long. Lineage: Eukaryota; Metazoa; Chordata; Aves; Musophagiformes; Musophagidae. The record is from RefSeq and is a predicted model, not a curated record.